Pimephales promelas (fathead minnow) is the source of this 985-nucleotide messenger RNA. RefSeq names its product hairy-related 12 (gene her12). Lineage: Eukaryota; Metazoa; Chordata; Actinopteri; Cypriniformes; Leuciscidae. The record is from RefSeq and is a predicted model, not a curated record. Gene Ontology annotation, molecular function: protein dimerization activity; DNA binding. Gene Ontology annotation, biological process: regulation of DNA-templated transcription.
GGGUUCUCCUCAAAGAGGCUCACGAAUCGUUUUGCCACAGAAGAAAAGCAAGCUGUUUCAGCACGGACAUGGCACCACAUUCCGCUACACACUCCUCUUUUGACCAUCUUUGCUUCAGUGAUAAGGACAAAAAGCCGAGGAAGCCAAUUGUUGAAAAGAUGCGCAGAGACCGCAUCAACAGCAGCAUCGACCAGCUCAAAAAUCUCCUGGAGAAGGAGUUCCACAGCCAUGACCCCAGCACCAAACUGGAGAAGGCCGACAUCCUGGAAAUGACGGUCAGCUUUCUCAAACAGCAGCUUCCUCAGAGGGACUAUGAUGAAGGCUACUCUCACUGCUGGAGGGAGUCUGUCCACUUCCUCACUCUUCAUUCUCCAGCACCUGUGGAGCUCCAGCACCUCCACAGCGCCCAGCGAGCGAGCUCCGCUCCAGCAACACCCUCGUCCAAACUGCAGCAGCCGGACAGCAGGAGAGGUGGCGUCUGGAGACCCUGGUAGACAUGCUGUGAACUGUAAACCCUGAGGGACAGCAAUGUUAACGUCUCUCAUCAAAGUAGGAGAUAUGCAUUUCCAAAGUGAACGUUUGUGUUGUCAUCAUAUUGAUUGGCAAAAACUUUAGAUAAACAUGUGUUUGUCAGUGGAAGGAGGUGGAUUAUUUAUGUACAGCUUUUUUCUGUAUUAUAGCUCUUAGUGUGAUUUUUUUUUUUUUUUACCACAUUACUUGUUUUGUUGUUGUAUGCAUAAUUCAUUGAGGUUGACUCCAGUGGAGUUUUAUGUAUCAGACCUUUGAACUGAUUUUGUAUGUUUUUUCAGAGUAUAUUUUUGUCUGCACUGAGAUUUCUGUAUUGUUGUUUAGGUAAGGCAUGCAUGUUGUACCUUUGAUAAAGGAUCCUGUUCGUUGUCUUGACCAAUUUUAUUAUUAUUAUUCUUAGCAAAUGAGCUCUUACAUCAAAUAUUUUCUGUCAAUAAAAUUCUACAUUUUCAACUAA